AAAAUAAAAUAAUGUAAUUAAAGGAAAAGUAUUUGUACUUACAUAAUAAUUAGAGGUAACCAAAUUUUAUCUUUCAAGCUCAGAUUAUCGUAAAUUUAGUUAAGUAUCAUACUCGUUUGUGUUACAAGCUUUCAAUUUACUGUAAUGUGAAUGAAGUGUCGGAAGGUGUUGAAGACCACUUAAUACUAUCAUCACAUUAAAAAUGCAGAUAACCGAUCUUCCCGUGGAAAUUGUCGUGGUUAUCGUUAAAAAGUUAGACAUUAAAUCGGUCCAUAAUUUAUAUGAGACAUGUUCGUAUUUUAAGAAUGUUAUUUGUAUGUAUAGUGUAGUGAAAACUGCUAAAUUGGCGCUAAGUACAGCAGGGUCCGUGCAUUUUUUAAAACAAACUUUUAUGAAGGAUAUAUCAAGAUUUCUGCAGACUCUGGACUUGCGUGGCAUCGGUGACCUCAGAAGGUCGGCACUGCAGGCUGCCGUCCGAGAGAUGAAGUGCUUAAUCACUCUUGAUGUUUCCUACACAAAUAUUGAUCUUCUUGAUUUUUAUGAAGUAUAUAAAGUAUGUCCAACCAUUAAGAAUGUUGCUUGUAACUUUGUGUUUCAUACCAAAAAAGAUAUAAAAGCUCAAGACAUUGAAUGGCAAGGUGUUUUCCAAAACUUUGACAAAGUCCAUUUUGUUGGGAAUGCAGCAAAUCUAUGGUAUUCAAAUUUAUGUGUGUGGAUGUUGGCCAAGGCAUGUCUGAGUCAGUUGCAACUCACUAUUAUUGAAAAAUUUGGCACAGCACUUGUACCAGUGAUAAAAGAAAAUGAUACAAAUGUACAUUCCAAAUACAUAAGCAUUUGCAUUUUGGAUCUAUGGAAUAUACCCACAUUAUCUGAGACAACAUUCGCUCUGCCAAGUUUAUUACGUUUAGAAAAUAUAUAUGAAUGUGUUGUAAUUAUUAAAUAUGGCCAGAAUGGUGAAGUUUAUGCAUCUCCAAUGUUGAUGAAGUUUUUAGAAUGUUAUAAUGCAAUGUGCAUCAAACAGUUGGAUGCAUCUAAACAUGUCACCAAUGGUGUCAUUAUGCUCUGGAAUAAAUCACAAACUAUAUUUGAUGAUAUGUUCUUUAAAGAACUUAAAGGUAAAAUGAUGAAGCUUCUGCCACACCACAUUACAGAUAACAAUACUGUUGUCCCGCAGGAAUAUGAUUACUGUUUCCUUACUGUUCCUUCAUGUCAAACAAAAGCUAAUGAUUCAAAUAAUGUUACCUUUAAGAAGCAAAGACUUGCACCUGAGUGUCCUACUCUUGAUUAUGAUACUGUUUUCAGCAACCAUAAAACAAUACAUCUAACUAUGUUUUUCCCGAGCAGCACCAACAUCCCAGUGACUCUAUCCCUACGCAGCCAGUAUUUAAGAAAAUUAAAAUCUCUAUACUUGACGGGAAAUGUCAUGUAUUCAAUGAAUUUCUUCAGUGUUUUGUUCAGUUGUUGUGAGCAGUUGGAAACAUUAAAUGUAGAAGCCUCACCUUAUCUACACCAUUUGGUUGUGUUGCGAGAUAUAUCACAGAGUCAUAGUUUAAAAAAUUUGAGAUUAAUCAAUAAACACAGUCAUUUAGAAGUAAUGUUUUCAUAUUUAAGUAAAUGUAGUACUCUAGAGAAUAUUCACAUAGUAGAUUUCCACUCGCAUGUCAACACCUUCGCUGACCCGAGCCCUUUGUUUGAGAGGUGUCACAAUUUGUACUGUAUAAGUAUAUGUGCUGACCUGUCCGACUCUGCAAUAACGAGAGCAAACCAAUUAUUCAAAAAACUAAAAACUACCUAUGGCAAAUGGCAUGUGCAUGUAGCAUUGUCGAGGAACCACUGUCUUAUUGACAAGUACAAUCCCUAUUCCCAUGUCUUCAAUUUAUCUUCAUUUAAACCAAUAGAGCAAUUGUACUAAUGUUUCUGGUUAUCAAAUAUCUAUUUAUAAAUCAUGUUUUUAUUUACAAGAGUUUUA
This is a messenger RNA of Papilio xuthus (Asian swallowtail), 1969 nucleotides long. RefSeq lists its product as uncharacterized. The transcript has a single exon. Bases 203 to 1912 code for a protein of 569 amino acids. Lineage: Eukaryota; Metazoa; Arthropoda; Insecta; Lepidoptera; Papilionidae. Gene Ontology annotation, molecular function: protein binding. The record is from RefSeq and is a predicted model, not a curated record.